Molecule: messenger RNA, 720 nt
Organism: Zasmidium cellare ATCC 36951
Lineage: Eukaryota; Fungi; Ascomycota; Dothideomycetes; Mycosphaerellales; Mycosphaerellaceae
Exons: 1
Coding region: 1-720 (239 amino acids)
Molecular function (GO): phenylalanine-tRNA ligase activity; RNA binding
Source: RefSeq, a predicted model, not a curated record
AUGGCCAACACUAAGCUCAAGGCCUUCCUGGACGGAGCCCACAUCGCACCAGAAGUCUUCAGUCUUCGACCUGACUAUCGAUGCCUCUUGAUUGCCCUAGAGAAUGUUCCGACCGGAUCUAGCGACGACGCCAGCGAAGCGCUGCUCCAAGAAGCUGAAUCUACCGCGAAAGCCACUCUCGCCAAAACCCCAGUCACAGACAUUCCACAUGUCGCCGCCUGGAGACAAGCCUAUAAGCAAUUCGGCUCAAAGCCCAAAUUCCGGAACAGUCUUGAAGCACUCACUCGACGUGUGGAUGCUGGGCUGCCGCGAGUGAAUCGCCUCACAGACACUUAUAAUGCGAUCAGUGUCAAGCACCAGAUCCCGCUCGGCGGUGAGGAUCUCGCCAAGUAUGACGGCUCUCCAUUCUUGAAGCGUGCGAAAGGGGAUGAGAAGUUUGAGACGAAGGAGGGUGGUGAGCCGGUUGUUGAACAUCCGGAUGUUGGGGAGGUUGUUUGGUGUGAUGACGCUGGAGUUACUUGUCGAAGGUGGAAUUGGCGACAGUGCACGAGGACUGCUUUGACGGCUGAUACGACAAGCGUGUUGAUUAUUAUGGAUGCGCUGGAUCCUUUCUCAAACGAAGCUUUGAAUGCCGCAGCAGAUGAACUGGUGACAGCUUUGUCCCAAGGUUCUGCGGAAGUGCUGGUGGAGAGGCGACUGCUCGGGCCGUCGUCAAGUUAA